Astyanax mexicanus (Mexican tetra) is the source of this 3648-nucleotide messenger RNA. It is a transcript of the gene abcg2a, whose product is annotated as ATP-binding cassette, sub-family G (WHITE), member 2a. Gene Ontology annotation, molecular function: ATP hydrolysis activity; ATP binding; ABC-type transporter activity. The coding region runs from base 239 to 2206 and encodes 655 amino acids. The record is from RefSeq and is a predicted model, not a curated record. NCBI's taxonomy places the organism in Eukaryota, Metazoa, Chordata, Actinopteri, Characiformes, Acestrorhamphidae. The transcript is spliced from 16 exons. Gene Ontology annotation, cellular component: plasma membrane.
UCAGAGAGAGAGAGCAAACGAGAGCGAGCUCUGUAGAUAAGGUCAGAGAGAGAGAGAGAGAGAGAGAGAGAGAGAGAGAGAGAGAGAGAGAGAGAGAGAGAGAGAGAGAGAGAGGCUGCAGCUUCUCUGUAGAUAAAGUCUCUGAUAUUACUGUAUUUUACCAGCUGAUUCAGGAACAGCCAGAGAGCCGCUUCCUGGCGGAUUUCACCAGAAACAGAGAAAAACCGGAUUGAGGAAAAUGAUGUCAGAACAGAGCAUUCACCUACCCAAUGUGGGGAGCUCCAAAAACGGAAGGCUGGAAAGGACCACCUCCUCUUCCUCCACCUCAUGCUCUCGGCGCGGGGCCACAGUGAGCUUCCAUAAGAUCCACUAUGCCGUGGAGAUGAGGAGUGGCUUUCUGUGUAAAAGGAAGGUCACCCACAAAGACAUCCUCAUUGAUCUCAAUGGAAUUAUGAAGCCAGGAAUGAACGCCAUAUUAGGAGCUACAGGGAGUGGAAAAUCAUCGUUUUUGGAUGUCCUGGCAGCGAGGAAAGACCCCAAAGGACUGACCGGAGAAGUUCUGAUAGAUGGGGCUCCACAACCGCCCAACUUCAAAUGCCUGUCUGGAUAUGUAGUACAGGAUGACGUUGUGAUGGGAACGUUAACAGUGCGGGAGAAUUUCCGUUUCUCUGCAGCGCUGAGGCUUCCGAUGUCGGUUAGUCAGAAGGAGAAAGAGGAGAAAGUGCAGCGACUCAUUGAAGAGCUGGGACUCACUAAAGUAGCUGAUUCACGGGUGGGCACUCAGUUGAUUCGGGGGAUUUCAGGGGGGGAGAGGAAAAGGACCAACAUCGGAAUGGAGCUCAUCAUCGACCCCCCUGUUCUCUUCCUGGAUGAACCCACGACAGGACUGGAUGCCAGCACGGCUAAUUCUGUGCUCUCACUACUGAAGAGGAUGUCCAAUCAUGGUCGAACCAUCAUCCUGUCCAUCCACCAGCCACGUUACUCCAUCUAUCGCCUGUUUGACAGCCUGACCCUUCUGGCUGGAGGCAGACAGGUGUACCAUGGACCUGCACAGAGUGCACUGGAGUACUUCAGUGAGAUAGGAUUUGCCUGUGAACCUCACAACAACCCUGCUGACUUCUUCCUGGAUGUCAUCAAUGGAGACUCCACUGCAGUCAUUAGGAACAGUCAUCAAGAUGAUGAGGAGCUGGACACACAGCAGUGCAAUUCAUCUCGUCAGAGCAUCGAGCAGCGGCUCGUGGAGGAGUACAAGAGCUGGUCGUACUAUAAAGAGACCAAAGAAGAGCUGGAGAAGAUCAUGCAGGGCCAGAACUACAGUGGGAAACCCAAAUCCCGCACCAUUACCUACAAUACCUCCUUCUGUUAUCAGUUUAAAUGGGUGCUGAAAAGAACAUUUCGCAAUCUCAUGCUCAACCCACAGACCUCCUUUGCUCAGAUCGGAGUCACGCUGUUCUUAGCUCUGAUUGUAGGUGCAAUCUUUUUUGGGGUGUCAAACGGCUCGAGUGGAAUUCAGAACAGGAUGGGAUCUCUGUUCUUCAUCACCACUAAUCAGUGUUUCAGUGCUCUGUCCUCUGCGGAACUUUUCAUCACAGAGCGCAAACUCUUCCUGCAUGAAUAUGUUAGUGGCUACUACAGAGUCUCUGUUUAUUUCCUGAGUAAGAUUCUGUCUGAUAUUCUCACACUGCGCACCUUCCCUGCUAUCAUCUUCAGCUGUGUGGCCUACUGGAUGAUAGGUUACAGAGCAGAUGCAGGAGCAUUUUUCUUCUUCAUGUUCUCCGUUGCAAUGACUGCAUACACAGCAACAGCCAUGACAAUGGCCAUCUCUGCUGACCAGAGUGUCGUGGCCAUCGCCAACAUCUUCAUGACCAUCAGCUUUGUGUUCAUGAUGAUAUUCUCAGGCUUGCUGGUAAAUUUGCCCAGCAUUGUUGACUGGCUGCAGUGGUUUAAGUAUCUGAGCAUUCCUCGCUAUGGCUUAACCGCUCUGGAGGUGAACGAGUUUGUUGGGCUGCAGUUCUGUGAUUCUCGGCCCGAUGCUAGUGGGGCACUCAAUAUCACAUGCAGCACGGGCGAGGAAUUCCUGACUGAACAGGGCAUUGAUUACUCCACGUGGGGCAUGUGGCAGAACAUCGUGGCGUUGGGCUGCAUGACCAUCAUCUUCCUCAGCAUCGCCUACCUGAAGCUACGUUUCAUCAAGAAAUUUACAUAGACACACACGCACACUGUCUGACGCACUCGUACACUUCACACUCUGCAUUAGUAGCAGAGUGGCCCGAAUUCCUUUUCACUUAAACUAUGCAAAUAAGAGCACUUCUUAAUCAACAUGUUUUUUUUUAAAUGGGGGUUAAGAUUUUCACUCCCCUGUCCUAAUCAUGCACUAAUAUUUCCAAAAAAGAUACAAAAAUCUAAUAUUAUAAUUGUUGUUAGUUCAAAAAUCAUAUAUACUGUAAAUGCGUAGCUUACCUUAAGAUUUUGUUCUAUUUUAUUUAUGCACUCAAGUUUAUUACUAAGUCGUAGGCUGAGUUUGGUUUAAUUUUAACUCAGACCUCUAAUAUGUGAAUAAUCUUAACAGCCGGUAUUAUCUUAACUGAAUGUUUCUAUCCGUCCUUUAUCCAGGUGCAUUCAUAGAACCUGUUGUGAAGACGGGCCAACUUUCUAGAACAUUAGCGAAAUUCCCUAUCUACCUAACGAGAAACUGUAGUACAUAAGAUCAGUACACAGAUCUGUACUUAGGCAACCAAAAGUUUUUCUACUGUAGCAUCGCUUGCUCUGUGAAUAGGGUCUUAGUUAUGCGUAGUAGUGUAGCACUUUAAACUGAAAACAAAGUGUGCCUCAUUAGGUUUAAUGAGCCUGACACUACAAACACACAUACACAGACCUUAUAGGCAAGUAUAAAAAUGUUCUUUAAAUAGGGACAGACCAAGAUAUAGAAAAUUGAAGUUCAGAUUACUGUUUCAGAAAUGCAUUUUAAAUCACUAAAAUCUAAUAAAACACUAAUGAAGUGUUCUUAGCGUUUGGGCCAAUAAUGCUUGUGAUCUUGUGUUUGCUGCAUUUGCACAGAUCUCUACAUUGAGAGAAGUUUCCCCUGCUCUCAGCACGAGUACCAAGCUUGACUGGAGGGACAGAAUUAGCAUUAAAAGAGCUGUGUUUUCUUUGCUGUAGGAUAAUAGAAAUGUUGAGUGCUUAGAUCACAGUAUGAAGAGCUUCAAUUAAAACAGCUUCAGCUUUAUUGGAUCUGUAUUGGAUUGGAUGAUACUCAAAAGAUUCAAAUGGCAUCAGCACAACAUUAAAAAAAUAAAUAAGAAAAAACUAUAUUGUGCUAGGCCUUGUUAAAUAAAGUUUUGACAGUGUUCUAUAAAGUUUGUUCUACCAGGCUGGGUGAUUGACUAUUUGAUUGUAGCCACAUUUAGGCAGGUAUGUUCUACAGUAUUUUUUAUAUGGUCUACUCAUUUUCCUGCACUGUUCAUAUACAGCAGUUUACUGCUGAUACUUGUAAAUAUGUUGAAUGCAAUAAGCAUCGUAUGCCUUAGCUUUACAGUCUGAUUUUCAUUAUGUUCUUUUUUAUACUUGGUCACAUCUUUUGAGGUUUUUAAUGUAUCAGUAUUGUAUAAUUUUGUUAAAGAUGAAAAAUAAAUAUUUUGAUAACUUGCA